AUGGCUCUUCCUAAGAUCGGAGCUGCGGUGGCCCUGGAUUGCAUCAUUGCGCCAGUCAAAUACUUACUUUUGUGUCUGCAGGUUGGUAUCAACGGCUUCGGUCGUAUUGGAAGAAUUGUCUUCCGUAACGCCAUCGAGCACGGUGAGGUCGAGGUUGUUGCUGUCAACGACCCCUUCAUUGAGGUCCACUAUGCUGCCUACAUGCUCAAGUAUGACACCACCCACGGCCAGUUCAAGGGUACCAUCGAGACCUACGACCAGGGUCUGAUUGUCAACGGCCAGAAGGUCCGCUUCUAUACCGAGCGUGACCCCGCUGCCAUCCCCUGGAACGAGACCGGUGCUACCUACGUCGUCGAGUCCACUGGUGUCUUCACCACCAAGGAGAAGGCCUCCGCCCACUUGAAGGGUGGUGCCAAGAAGGUCGUCAUCUCGGCUCCUUCCGCCGAUGCCCCCAUGUUCGUCAUGGGUGUCAACCACACCAGCUACACCCCCGACGUCGAUGUCCUCUCUAACGCCUCUUGCACCACCAACUGCCUGGCUCCCCUGGCUAAGGUUGUCAACGACAAGUUCGGUAUCGUUGAGGGUCUCAUGACCACCGUCCACUCCUACACCGCCACCCAGAAGGUUGUCGAUGCCCCCUCCAACAAGGACUGGAGAGGUGGCCGUACCGCUGCCCAGAACAUCAUCCCCAGCUCCACCGGUGCCGCCAAGGCCGUCGGCAAGGUCAUUCCUGCCCUCAACGGCAAGCUGACCGGCAUGUCCAUGCGUGUUCCUACCUCCAACGUUUCCGUUGUCGAUCUUACCUGCCGUCUCGAGAAGGGCGCUUCCUACGAUGAGAUCAAGCAGGCCAUGAAGGAGGCCUCCGAGGGCGAGCUCAAGGGCAUUCUCGGCUACACUGAGGACGCCAUCGUCUCCUCCGAUGUCAACGGUGAUGAGCGCUCUUCCGUCUUCGAUGCCGCCGCUGGUAUCUCCCUGAACCCCAACUUCGUCAAGCUCGUUUCCUGGUACGACAACGAGUGGGGCUACUCCCGCCGUGUUGUUGACCUGAUCGCCUACGUUGCCAAGGUCGAUUCCCAGUAG
Molecule: messenger RNA, 1080 nt
Organism: Aspergillus clavatus NRRL 1
Lineage: Eukaryota; Fungi; Ascomycota; Eurotiomycetes; Eurotiales; Aspergillaceae
Gene: gpdA
Product: glyceraldehyde 3-phosphate dehydrogenase GpdA
Exons: 7
Coding region: 1-1080 (359 amino acids)
Biological process (GO): glucose metabolic process
Molecular function (GO): oxidoreductase activity, acting on the aldehyde or oxo group of donors, NAD or NADP as acceptor; NAD binding; NADP binding
Source: RefSeq, a predicted model, not a curated record